AAAAAACAACGCUGGGAGCGGUGACGGAUUAUCAGAAGUAUCCGGCUUUCUCUUUGAUUGAUGGUCCGGUUAAAGGUAUGUGUGUGUAUGAUCUACAUUAGAAGAGACCUGUGAAGAAGAAAGAUGAUGCCUGUAGUGAAGGAACAUCAGGGCUGACAGUGGCGGUCCGAUAGUUCAUGCUUUUAGUGUAGUUCAUGUGUGGUCUUGUCACCAUGCAGUCGGUGGGCCAGUAUCUUGCCAGCUUCGCGUACGAUCUGAUAUUCUUCAGCAGUGAUGUUCAGACAACAACCAUCGCCAUGGCGAUAACCGGCUCACUGUUCUUCUCAAUCCUGUGGGCUGUGGUUCACCUCGUCACACUGGCACAGGACAUGCCGGUGACGCGGCGACGCUCGAAGGGAAGUAUCCCAAAACUGAUACCGUAUUCUCAGCUUAACGUGGUAACAUCAAAGUCUGUAAACAAGCAGUCCAAUGGCGUAUACAACAGCCGGUGUCGACAGCCUGCUGACAAACAUCUUGCUCAUUUGUCGGCUGGUGUACAGAAGAAAGAAUCUCAUCAAAAACAUGUCUCGGUGUCAACACUCGUGGAUUUAAGUUACCACCAGUUAGACAGUGUUCCACAGCGACUCUGUUUUCUUGGAUCACAGCUGAGAGAGUUGAAUCUGUCCAACAACAACCUGUCCAAUCUUCCAACAGACAUUGUCUGUCUGCAGGGCCUCACCAGUCUCGAACUGGCUUCAAACAAACUGACACACAUUCCAGUAACACUGAGGACCCUACAUUGUUUGUCGUUCCUUGACCUUCAGAAAAAUAACCUCAAACACAUUCCAGAUUCACUGUGGACGCUGCCAAGUUUGAAGUGUCUCAACGUGGAGGAAAAUGAGCUCACAAAUCUGUCAGACAAGAUUGCACAUCUAUCUACAUUAGAAGAAUUGUUUUUAGGAUACAACCAGCUAACCAGCCUUCCACAGUCUGUUGGAUGUUUGCUCAACCUCAGGAUCUUAUCUGUAAGGGACAACCCACUGAACAGACUGCCGGACAGUAUUGGAGGCUUACUGAGCUUACAGGUGUUCAACUUGGCGUUUUGCCAACUGGAGAGUUUGCCAGGGUCGAUUGGUGGGUGUGUUUCCCUGGUCAGCUUGGACGUUGGUCACAAUAGAUUAACAAAGCUCCCAUUUGAGAUGGCGGAGUUACAGCAGCUGGACGAGCUGUACCUGACCGACAACAACAUCGUGUGUCUCCCGGCAACCAUGGAGAACAUGAAGUUACACAUGCUCGAAGUUUCAGGGACUCCUAUUUUCCGAUCAGAAUUCACGGACUUGCCUUAUACCUCGAUUAGCAAUACUGAGUCGUUUCCAUCACUGCUUGAGUUAGCAGCCAGGUCGCUGUCUGUUCACAGAGUGUCAAAAACUCACCUCCUGCCUCCCUCACUACAAAAAAUGCUUAAGGAAGAACAGCUGUGUACAUGCUGUCGUUGUCCAGUGUUCCAAAUCUUUCAGUCAAGAAUUCGAAAGGGUUUCAUUGGUAGAUAUUCCCAAGUAGUGCCUCUUUGGGAGGUUUUGUGUUUCCAACACAUUCCCAAUUCUGCAAUGUAGAUACUUGACAAGUAAAACAUGACAGUUUGUGAUCAUUUCCCGACCAGUCAUAGGAGUGAUCUAAAGCCAAAGAAGAAGGUUUGCAGUGUGAACAUUCCCAACAGAAAUGUACUUCAUCAUUUCAGCAUUUUCUUUGAAUAUUUUUUAAAAUUUAGAAAGUAUUUUUUUACAUUUUGAUUUCAUCUUUGAGUUGAAUUUUAGUGAGAUUCUGAGUGUUGAAGUAUAUUAUUAAUAUCAGUGAGACCGUCGACCUGUGUUUUAUCAGUUACAUAUGUUUUUAAUGAAUGUGUAUGGCAUAGUAAUUUGGCUGAAUAGAAGCCUGUUCAGUCAUUUAAUAUUCAUAUUCAUUGUUUUUCAUUUAUAAAGUUCUAUCUCCCUUA
Molecule: messenger RNA, 1972 nt
Organism: Gigantopelta aegis
Lineage: Eukaryota; Metazoa; Mollusca; Gastropoda; Neomphalida; Peltospiridae
Product: plant intracellular Ras-group-related LRR protein 8-like
Exons: 13
Coding region: 195-1592 (465 amino acids)
Molecular function (GO): protein binding
Source: RefSeq, a predicted model, not a curated record